GUUUGACUCUGGUUUCCUCCCCAGCUUCUCUCUCUGUAUUGUGCUGGCUUCUUUUGCGUUUUAAUUGCUCUCUCCCCUCCUGUAGCUGAUCAAAAUCACAUUGCUGAAUUCUGCUUUCUUCCUUUUCUCUUUCUGCCAGCCGCUCGCAUGCACACAUGGCACAGACUGACAUCACUUGACAUCUCCGUGCUUCCUCAUUUCAAUAUUAACUGUUUACCAGAAGAGAAACUGGUUUGGCGCUGGGUUGCUACGUUCACGCGUGCCUCUGUGUGUGAGCAAGAGCUUUUUUUCCCCUCUCUGUCCCUUCACAGCUACAGGUCAUUACACCGAGCUGCCUGAAACUGCCUGAUGCUAUUUUUCACCAGCGUGACUUUAGAAGAGACAGCUGUGUGGAUGUGCUCCCCUUUCUGCCUUGGCUGGGGCACAGGAACAACUGCAAAAGCCGGUGCUGCUGCUGCCAUCUGAGAGCCAACCUGCUGAAGAACCUUUGCCCUCCCCAGGCCGAUCAUAAUGACACAGAUGCAGUUUAAAGAUGCAUUUUGGUGCAAGGAGUUCACCUUACACACUGGCUUUGAGGUGCUUGUACAGCGACUGCUGGAUGGGAGGAGGAUGUGCAAAGACGUGGAGGAUUUGCUUAAGCAAAGAGCUCAAGCAGAAGAGAGGUAUGGGAAGGAGCUGGUUCAAAUUGCCCGAAAAGCAGGAGGACAAACAGAAAUCAAGCUUUCCAAGCUGGCCAGAGAGGUGCUACAACAGACUGCCACAGUGCUGAGCAGGACCACAUCCUGGAAGGACAAGAGACUGCGAACAAGUAUCCCUAAGAGUGACAUACCUUCAUUUUCAAUGCUUUGGAAUAAAGCCUUUCCCAAUCUUAUACAAACGUCACACCAACACAGCACACUGAAGGCAGCAUUUGAGAAGCUCAAGCAACAAAUUGAAAGCGUUGGAAACUCUCAUAUCCAGCUGGCAGGAAUGCUGAAGGAUGAACUGAAAGGAAUAGAGGAGUUCCGAGAAAGGCAGAAGGAACAAAGGAAAAAGUACGAGUCUGCAAUGGAGCGCAUGCAAAAGAACAAGUUGUCCCAUUAUAAGAAAGCAAUGGAGUCAAAGAAGAGCUACGAACAGAAGUGCAAGGAGGCGGAUGAGGCCGAGCAGUCCUUUGAACGCAUGAGCGCUACAGGCAACCAGAAGCAAGCAGAAAAGAGUCAGAACAAAGCCAAGCAAUGCAGAGAUGCAGCACAUGAAGCAGAGAAUGUGUACAGACAGAACAUUGAGCAGCUGGAUAAGGCCAGGACAGAGUGGGAACAGGAACAUAUUAAAACCUGUGAGGUUUUCCAGCUCCAGGAGUGUGACCGCAUCACCAUCCUCCGGAACUCGCUGUGGGUUCACUGCAACCAGCUCUCUAUGCAGUGUGUGAAGGAUGAUGAGCUGUAUGAAGAGGUUCGGGUAAGCUUGGAGGACUGCGUCGUAGAGUCAGACAUAGACUACUUCAUUAAGAGUAAAAUGACAGGAACACAACCUCCAGGUGCAAUAGGAUAUGAGAACUACUAUGACAGAGAACCAAACAGAAGCAACAGCCCAACCCAGACUUGUGGGAUGAUGAAGAGAUUCUCUGGACUGUUGCAUGGAAGCAGCAAAAACAAUGCUGAAAGAGUCAUUCCUUCAGCCCCUCCUUUCGAGAAAACAGAUGGGGUCUAUGCAGACAUCUUUGUAAAUGAACAUGGAAGAACUACAUCAUCACAGGACUACAGAGUACUUUAUGACUACACAGCCCAGAACAUGGAUGAACUGGACAUCAACGAAGGAGACAUCGUAGCUGUCAUUGAAGAAAAUGACAAUGGCUGGUGGACAGCUGAAAGGAAUGGGCAGCGAGGCUUUGUGCCAGGGUCUUACCUUGAAAAGAUUUGCUGAAGCGUAGCCUCAGUCCUUAGACUUUGAAAACAUUCUUCUACUGAAAACAAACAUCAUACAAGGUCUGCUCCAGCUGACCAAGAACAACCCAUUAUACUGCCCUCUACAUUUACCAGUCAGGAAAUAACUGCUUUCAUCUUCCUUCCCACCGAUCCUCUCUCCCCUCAACAACUUCUGGCUCACACUGUCUGAAAAAAGCUGUCUUCAUCUCAGCAAGACGAGGACUCAGGUUUCUCACAAAGGUGCUUUCCACUCUCAGCACUGCUGCCAUCAGAAUCUGGGAGAAAAACCCUGCUUAGAACUUGACUAUGCUAAAGGAAAAAGAAGCUAAUUCUGCUUGUCCAGGAUGGAGGAGCACCUCCAGUCAGCCUGCGAGCAACCAUAGC
Molecule: messenger RNA, 2291 nt
Organism: Lagopus muta (rock ptarmigan)
Lineage: Eukaryota; Metazoa; Chordata; Aves; Galliformes; Phasianidae
Gene: PSTPIP1
Product: proline-serine-threonine phosphatase interacting protein 1
Exons: 16
Coding region: 511-1905 (464 amino acids)
Biological process (GO): actin filament polymerization
Cellular component (GO): cytoplasm; actin filament; plasma membrane
Molecular function (GO): actin filament binding
Source: RefSeq, a predicted model, not a curated record